Molecule: messenger RNA, 803 nt
Organism: Lepisosteus oculatus (spotted gar)
Lineage: Eukaryota; Metazoa; Chordata; Actinopteri; Semionotiformes; Lepisosteidae
Gene: timm10
Product: translocase of inner mitochondrial membrane 10 homolog (yeast)
Biological process (GO): protein insertion into mitochondrial inner membrane
Cellular component (GO): mitochondrial inner membrane
Source: RefSeq, a predicted model, not a curated record
UGACAGCGGAAACAGGAAAGCGGUUCACUAGAGGGGAUACAUGUGCGUUUAGUGAAGGUGAAACGCAGCGGAUGCCGGUGGUUGUAAACGAUUCUGUCCCGAAGAGAUGGACCCGAUGAAAGCUCAGCAGCUCGCCGCAGAGCUGGAGGUGGAGAUGAUGGCCGACAUGUACAACCGGAUGACCAGUGCGUGUCACAGGAAGUGUGUCCCCCCCCACUACAAGGAAGCAGAGCUGUCCAAGGGCGAGGCGGUGUGUCUGGACCGCUGUGUGGCCAAGUACCUGGACGUCCACGAGAGGAUGGGCCGCAAGCUGACCGAGCUGUCUGUGCAGGACGAAGAGCUGAUGAAGAGGGUGCAGCAGGGAGCCCCAGCCACCGUGUAGCUGUGGGGAAGGACAGGGGGUCAGGGGGCCUGGUUUGUCAGUACAGUACACUUUACACUAGGGGACUGAACAUUUCAGUACAUUCAUGUCUAAGAGAGCUGGGUUAAUACGUUACAGUCUCUAUCCGUAUGCCUCUCUCUCACUGCAAUGUUAGUGUGCUGUAGUUUCCAGUUUUUGUCUGUCUGUUCUGUAUUAACCCCUCUCUGUGCCGGACUUAACGCAGGAGUUCCUCAUGGUUUAUAAUAGGACUGAAGUUUGAGCAGUUUUCAUGUUAUUAUGGAAGUUGAUGCUGUAUGGUGUUGGAUGUUUUUUUCAACUUCUUGUUUGCAUUUGUUAGUGUAUCUGUGCUGCUUUGUCCCCGAUUGGGACAGAUUGGUAUUUUUUUUUGGUAAAUAAAACCUUUAUUAACUUGUUUCCUCUG